Messenger RNA from Cucurbita moschata (crookneck pumpkin), 2036 nucleotides. Its product is annotated as F-box protein FBW2-like. The record is from RefSeq and is a predicted model, not a curated record. The coding region runs from base 498 to 1424 and encodes 308 amino acids. Lineage: Eukaryota; Viridiplantae; Streptophyta; Magnoliopsida; Cucurbitales; Cucurbitaceae. The transcript is spliced from 2 exons. Gene Ontology annotation, molecular function: protein binding.
UUUUUUUCCAAUCUGUUUUAGGAGUAAGAAAUUCUGUUUGUUCUGUUUUUCUUUUUCGAUCUCGUUCGGUGGUAGCUGAUUUUAGCUAUCUCUUCGGAUUUCUCGUCAACCUCUCCCGGAUUUUAAUACCCUAACCAAUUUUAUUUUCAAAUUUGUCUCUGAUUGGCUGUUUACUCUAAUUUUGGGCUUCUGAAUCUUUGUUUUUGUUUUUCUUUUUUUCGAAUUGAACUGAGAAUUUUAUUCGUAGAUCCGGACUUGAUGAUUUUUGGGACAGAAACCCUUAAUUUACAGGGUUUUCCCCCAGCGGUUGGGAAUAAUUGACAUCGGCUAUUGGAAACUGACCUCUAUUUGCUUCAACUUUUUCAUUGAUUGCUUUAUAAUUACAUUAAGGAACAGUUAACAUGAUGCGUAGUUUCGAUGUUUUUUCUUUUUGUAGCUUUUAUGACACAAUUUUUGUUUUGUUUUUCAUCUUUGUAAAGGAAAGGUAGUAAUAUUUGAUGGAGGAUUGUGAUAAUCGGCACUGGGAUGAGCUAUUCCCUGAUGCACUGGGUCUUAUAUUUAGGAAUUUGUCACUACAAGAGAUACUUGUUGUAAUCCCAAGGGUUUGCAAAUCAUGGAGAAAAACAGUGUUGGGGCCUUACUGCUGGCAGGAGAUAGACAUUUUGGAUUGGAGCUUACUUCGAGAUCCCGAUACCAUCAAUCGAAUGCUUCAAAUGUUGAUUUCAAGAAGAUCGGGUUCCCUUUGCAAGCUCUGCGUUAGCUGCCUUCCUAAUGACUCUUGUUUGUCCCUGAUUGCAGAACAUGGAACAGCUCUGCAUACACUACGGCUACCAAGAAGUGAAAUAACGAAUUCCAUUGUAGAACAGGUUGCUGAGAGGUUUUCUGCUGUAACUUUUUUGGAUCUAAGCUUUUGUAAAAACAUUGGAGCAUCGGCUCUCGAGGCGAUUGGGAAACAUUGUGCGAACCUCACAGGGUUGCGCAGAGUUAUGUGCCCAUUUGAAGCCCUUGACAAGUCUUCUCAAGAUGAUGAGGCCCUUGCAGUUGCAUCGACAAUGCAUAAGCUCAAGCACCUUGAGAUUGCCUAUUUGCUUAUCAACACUGAAUCGGUUCUAAGAAUCCUCGAGAACUGCCCAGAUCUUGAGUAUUUAGAUGUGCAAGGGUGUUGGAAUGUGAUACCAGAUGAGACGUUCAAAAAGUUUUCGAGGGUGAAAUUGGUCGGUCCAUUGGAAGAAAUCUCAGAGUCGAACAGAUGGGAUGAUUUUGAUUGCUCAAAUUACUCAAGUUCUUCUGGCUACUUGGCGUGGGAUUUUGUGGCUGAUGAAUUAGAUGAUGAAUUUGAAAUGCUGGAGUUUUUUGGAGAAGAUUAUAGAAGUGUGGAUGAUAUGGACCAUGCUUAUUCUGAUUCAUCUGCGGGGUCUCCUUGAAUGUUGCUCCUACGUCUGGCUUUGAAAUGGUGAACCUUUUGUUUCACUUAACCAAACAAUAGAGCCCUUGAAAUUGGGUUAGCUUUAUGGUUGGUUAAACUAUGAUCAUAUGAAUACUUUUAGCCUUGUUAGUAACUCUGUAGAUUAGAAAUGGCGUCCAUUGAAGUCAGUAAGAGAUAUCCAAAUGCAGGUACAAAAAGCAGCACCAUUGAAGUUGACCCGAGUUACCUGACCAUCGACUUGGUUCGGGCUGAUCGAAAUUGAUGGCAUUCCACUGCAGCUGGUAAUAUCGGUUGGUUUGUGGGAAUAUGUCUCUAGGUUUGUGAAUGUAUGGCAAUGAUUUUUUCUAACCUUGUUGAGGGUGAAAUUAUCUUCUUACCAUAGGUUAGAAAAGCAUGAUAUGCCUAGAAAGUUUCUUCCUCCUCUCUCAUCUCUAUUUUCAUUUCUUUCCUCUUCUCUCUCAUUAACUUAAGCAGGAUGAACAUUGUAUGAUCCAAAUUGAAGGCUGACAUGAUCGUUUCUGAGUACAGUAAUAGCCAAAUGAGCUUGUAUCAGAACAUUUUGUUCAAUUUUAAUGAAUACAAACGAAGAAACGAUCAUUUUUGUCUUCAA